Molecule: messenger RNA, 9058 nt
Organism: Spirometra erinaceieuropaei
Lineage: Eukaryota; Metazoa; Platyhelminthes; Cestoda; Diphyllobothriidea; Diphyllobothriidae
Source: the annotation of a GenBank genome assembly
AUGGCGUACAAGGUUCCAUUCGUGGCUAUUGCCUUAUUGUUUCCCUUCAGGAGGAUAUUCAGAUCACCGCGACCGACCAGAAUAAUAUAAAUAGUUUUGCGAAAUGGAACAUUAAACUUAAAGAAUAUGAGGCCGAACUCGAGAACAAGAAAGUACGCGUCAUUUGUCCAUUGCAACUUUCAAGAAAACGUUAUCAAACCUGGUAGAUUUGGAAGAUGAACUAGUCGUGUCGGAUGCCGAUAUUCACCCGUAUCCUUUUGCUAUCGGGUUUUUUGGUAGAUGUUCGGUUCUGUGCAGGCCAUGCCUUCUUUCUUUAACCAGAAAAGGGCCCAUGAUUUUCGUUGCUGCGACACAGCGCUCGAGGCAUAACUGCAUUGUUAGGGCACUUUUCCUUCAUUUACCUUCUAUGGUUUUUGUUAGUAUAAUUCUACUUAACGCUUGAUCUCUUCGGAAUGCGAUUCGAAUGGACUGCUAAUCGAAGUAGAUCACCGAGCUUGAAGCUAGCAUUUGAGCAAAUGCUGUUCGAAUGGCCUUGGUCAAUCCCACACAUGAUACUUCACAUAGUCCGAGCCCAAUGCACGAGGAAUUUAAAGUUAGCUGGGAUGUGUUCCUCCAGACAAACCCGCACUCCCCAUACUCACCUGCUUGCCCAUUGCAUCGUUGUCUGUGACUUUUUGAUACAGGACUUUUGUGACUGAAAGAGUCGAAGGUGGUAGUUUAUUUUCCGAAAUCAAAUGCAUGUGUCUUCAUGUGUCUUACUGUAAAAGAUAGAAGGCAAGUAUUUAAUUGUCUGCUGACAUCACUCAAAUAGCACUCUUCGACAAGUGCUCGGUACACCACUCGGCAGGUCGCAGGCUCUCACACUAACCAAUUUGCAUCCUCAGGAAAACACUCGAAGGUGAAAAGCAGGACAAGCGUGCCAAAUUGCGCUGAUUAUGUUACUCUUCCACAGAGAAACGGCCUUAGACCCGAUCUCUGACAUUACUCUGACGGUGGAAAUAUUCCUUGCCAUGCCGAGUGUUUUCUAGCGCUUAUUAGAGCUGAUCAGAACUCGCCUAGUCCUUCUUCAGUUGCAUUUUAUCAUCCCUUUACCACCGUUUUGUGCACUAAUCGUUAUCCCUAUCCGAGUCGCGUUAAUUUUUCUCGAAAAUUUCGCAUUCUUUGACGUGCGUUUGGUUAUAUCAUCACCCGCCACUGUCUACCCAAUUGCCCUGGUUAUGCUUGUUCUUCUUAGACUACCGCCCAUAAGUGGAACCGUAGAGAAAUAUAGUGAGUGGGACAUCUUGAAUGCGCCUGUUUAAAUUCGCAUCUUACGGAGUCAAUCAUUUAUCUAGGUCUUAGAUCAUGGUCGCUUUUGGGUUAUUAGCAGCUUCUUGCUUAACAUCGCUGGGGGUUGGUUGUUUUUUUUCACGCAUUGUUAGACCAUAAGCACCAUAGCCAACCAUUUCGGUUCCGUUAAAAUCGAGGGGGAAAUUAAUGCACCCUACUCCUCAUGGGUAAGGAAUUCACCACAGUAGCAGAAGGGUAAGUACAUAACUAUGGGUGGUUACUGUACAGUUGCACCGCUCGUGCGUUACCAAAGUUAGGGUAUAUUCAAGUAUGCGGGCAUGUUUGUGUCAGUGUCCAGAAACCGAACGAUCGAUUCGCUGACAUGUGAUUGCCCUGGGUCGUCUGGCUGUGCUAAUGCAUCUCUACUGCAUUCGACUAAGGCGGUGAUCUAGUAGGUCUUGGCGUGGCGAAUUGGUGGUGGGAGACUUGUAGUUGAUGUAAAAGUGGAUAAGGGUCGUGUGCUUUCUGUUAAUUCCGAUUGCCAUGAACCUGUGUAAGGUUUUGGCUGGCUUUUACGACCGGCCUCAGGUAGGCGGUUGUUAGUUGCAGUUUAUCGGAAAAUAUAGUAAAAACCACUUAAUAACUGAUCUUUCAUGACAUUCCCUACAAUUUGACAUUUCCCUGUUAAGUGCGCGCGCACUGCUGGCGGUAUUCUAGGACCUUGACGUGCGUUUUCCGGCAUUUCUACUUUCUGUUUGACUGGGCGCCCCCUCCCGGGCCGCCCGUCACCCAGCCAAAUAUUGUGUUUUCAUUUGAACCGUCAAAAGAGCUAAUCUAUUCUUCCUUUUUCUGGUUAGGAGUUGAUUUUGGAACUAGCAUGCUUUUGACGAUUGAGUGCCUUCGCGGUGAUGACCCCUUGUAGUCCUACUUAAUGGGAUGAACCUUAUGCUUUCUAUUUAUCAUCUGCCGUAUGGACUAUCUCUGUUCGCCAGGCUCUUUCUUAUGUUCUGCACGUUCUUUUGCACUAACUUUUGGAUGACUUUGUUGUGUACGUUGCGACGUUUUGUCUUAACUAAUCUGUAGAUAUAAAGUAGGCGAGUCAUUUUUCCAUAUCUCGACGGAUGAAACCAAUGCAAAAGUAGAGUCCGCGAAACAGGCCAUCAAGGAGAGAAUCGUGACGCUGGAGUCCGAGCUCGCAGUAUGCAGAUCAACCAUGGCCACUCUGAAGAAAGAGCUCUAUUUGAAAUUCGGUGACAAUAUAAACCUAGAGGACUAGACCUUUACUUUUCUGGUAAUGCCGAGGCACGGUCACCAAAAAUGCAGUAGACAUCAUAUAUCGCGGAUGUUUUCCACACUCCAGCUUCUUUCAAGUUACUGCUGAAUGUAAUUCCAUCCUCAUUGCCGAACGCCCUCAGUAGCCAGAAGCGUCAUAGAAGUUCGCUGGCUGGUAAGGCUUUCCACACUAUAUCCGAGGCGUGGUGUGUGAGUUAAUCGAGGGCGGGUAGUCAUUUUGAUCUAUUGACAGCAGCACCAAAUAUCUAGCUGCAGGAGUUAUUCCCGCUCUGGUGCUCAACUUUGUUUUGUGGCUCCACAGCUCAGCGACCAUGCUAGGUAACUGCUUCGAUUAGCUGGCGAAAUGAACCGAGUAUUAGCCGGUGUCCGCCCAUCCCGCAAAACUGCGUAAUUUUGUCCAGUCAGUAGGAAGGGACCGAUCGUGCCGUGAUACGCCUAGGUGAAGACUUGAUAUCAAAUCGCCCAUUGGGAACAACUGGUCUUAGAAUCGUCUUGCCCUAGUCCUCGCACCUGAACAUUAUGCAUGUAGUUGGGCUGGUUGGUGCACGCGUCUUCUAAGGCCCCUCAGGCCAGUGGUUAUUGUAUUUCCCCGACAAACUGGCGAGCAUGAAUUUGAAUCCAUCUACUGUUAUCAGGUAGCUUCGUCUAGGCUGUGAACGUUCGGAUACAUGAUCGCUAUUGCAGGCAUCUGGUCAUUUCUCAAAAUGCAAGAAAUAGAAAUCUGGAUUGAGCUCGCUCACUGGGAGUUGUACUGCUGACGGAAAGUUCCAUUGUGUCGCCAGAAUUACAUUUUUAGCUUAGGAAAACCUUUAGCUGUCUACGUUACCGGGUUGAUACGUUUACUGUCGAUUGUCCAUUUCUGUUCGAGCACGCAAGGCGCAAACUAAUCGAGUACCAUGGUCGUAUUUGGCAUACAGGGUCUUUCGAAAUUUUUUGGCAAAUCCUUUAAACGCUGUAGAUCUGCAUAAGUUAAUACAUCUUAACGAGCCAGAUUAAAUAGUCCAGGCAGUUGGAAUUCGGAGAACAGGGUGGCCGCGUUUGCAGUUCGAGGUUUACUUUAUUUGACGAUCACUUCUUGACUGUUUUGGCGGUGUGAGGGGAUGCCUCGUCCUGCGAUAAGGUCGCCCCUGACAGGUCCGGAGAGCCCCGUCAAAUUGGUGGGAGAGUGUGUUGCUCUUCAUUCUGACCUCGUAGCUUCCGUCCUGUAUCCUCAUUCCAGGGAGCUGGGCGGCAUUUCGAGUCUGCCCGUCCGGAUGCCAUUGGUCGAAAUAAGUGUUUAUCUGGAACGUCAUCGCGAUGUACCUGUCAGUCUCCCUCUCGCGACUUGAUCGUCGGCGAAAGACUAAUCGCCCGGGAAGAGGAUGCCAUGUCUUUCGUUUUAGCCUGAGAUGUCGGAGACGAUAAGGGCCCUCCCAUCCACGAACUGUUCCCAAGUCUCCUUGAAGACGCCCUAACCGAACGCUUGCUAACCUUAAGUUUAUUGGCCUGCGCUAUAUGAUCCAGGAUGAGUUCUUAAGUCUGGCAUUGACCUUGGGUUCGGUGGUGACUGUUGGGUUUUGCCUGCGCCUGACUUUUUACCUGGUAAUUUUCACAUUGAUUACUGGCGAGACUGGAGAAUGCUGACAAACCCCCUCUGACUGGGCGCGGCCCGCACAGUUUGAUUACUUACAGGUAGGGAAGUUCGGACAUUCCUGCAUGGCGGUCGCGCAAAUACUGGGUUUCUGAAAACUGCCUUUACGAAUCAUUUCGGGUCGUUGGUACGGCGUCGAUUUCCGGGUGCUGUAUUUUUACUCGAAUUGAUUCCUUAUGUACACGACAGCCUUAGGAAUAUAGCUUUCUGUUUAGGAAUGCUGAAAACUCUGUCCUCCCCAAAAUAGGAGGCUGUUUUUAAAAACGCCGAUUUGUCUACAGGCUGAUGUCUUGCAAACCACGAGUUGUGAAACGAAGUAGAGCACAAAUGAUGGCCAUUGGGCUCGUUCAUGCCUGUAGACGCCUGAGUGUCACCGCUUAAGUCACUUUGGGAGGGCAGCCUGUAUGUUGGACAGAGAGGGGGACUUCCCGCUAGCCGACAAAGUAGGAGCUUAUCCUACAAAGUCAGUCGAACAAAUCUGACACGAUUCGACAAUUUAUCAACCACCUGCGCCUCGUGCGUGAAUUUUAUUUGUCAAAGUGGCUUUCGGCGCAUCUGCCUCACUUCGCUCGCUUUACUUAACCGACAGAUUGCAUGUAGCUUCAGGAACUACGAGAGUAAACGUACUCGACCAGCUACUCGAGGGAUUGGGAGGGAUGAUACCAUCAGGUGUUCCUUCUGUGCAGAAGCCCGAUGGCGAUCUGAGCCCUGUGUGCGUGACCAUUUCCAGACCUUCCCACGCUCCUCUGACCAGGUUUGAGGUGGGCACGGAUAUAUAAGCACCUGCCCCAUGUGAGGUUCAGAGUUCCUAUGGCAGGUAGUUCGAAGGUUCCCUUGGCGUGUGAAUGCCUUUGGUCAACCGUCCUCAAGUUAUAUUCCCACGUUUCAUCCAUAUGGAAGAGAUUCCCGGUGAAUUGUGUGUGUGUUAGGGGGCGGAAUGUCUAUAGGCGCUUGAGGGGCCUGGUUCUUCUCGGCUAUCGGCCGGAACAAGCCCAUCUACCGUUUUUCCAAAAUGUCUGCUCAUGGUGUAUAUUGUCUAAGUAGUGCGUACACUCCAUUGCUUUAUCAUGGGUCGCUGCAAAUUUACUGUUCGUGCAGGACACCUUAUGAAUGCCGAUGGUUUGUUAUUCAAUGGCCGGUGCAGUAAAUUGCACCUGUGGGAAUUAUUCCUAUGUCUAAUGUUUGAUGUUCAAGAAAUGGGCACCGAAAGUAAACGAAGCCAGGUGAUAUAAUUAAAUCUGACCAUAACAUCCAAUUCGUCCAUACGUAAUUAUAAUGACCACUCUGUGCCACUUGGUUUCGUCUAAACAGAAGAGCAACUGCUUCCAAUCACUUUCCUACAAAGCAGUGGUGCCAAGCUGCAGCGUCGGUUGGUGAAAAGUAGUUCCCAAAUGCUGAAAUGCUAUUUUGAGGGCUUGCGUACCAACAUACAGAGGCAAUGAAGACGAGAUAUUUUGCGUAAUUCGGAAAAGAACUCAAGUCGCAGGAUUGUCCAACCUCUAGCAAGAAAUGCCACAUUCAGAAUCUGAGUGAUUGCUGUCGAGUCUGCGAUUGCCAUGAUGCCCCUGAACCAGCCGGACAUAUCAUCUGGCACGAGGACUCGUAGAAUUCAAGAUUUGUUACGAGACUAUGAUCGGCACCGAGGCAUUUCCUGAAAGCAGAAAACUAGCCUGACAAGUCAACGGAGACAAUGAGUUGUGUGCGUUCAUGUGACAUACCGGAAACGGGUUGACCAAACACCCCUCUUCUCCUGCAAACUAGAAAAACUGAUGUCAGAAAAUGACGUUUUAAGGCUGCUGAAUCAACAAGGAUCUGCCACUCGCAUUCCGGUUCUGGAUGCGCAUGCGUAGAGCUCUGGUGCCAAAGGCUCUGUACCAAUCACCUCAGAAUGUGCACGACAUAAACCAACGUCGUAAACUGCAUCAGGUUAAGUGCUCUACGUCGCAUUUUGGUUUGCGUUUUGGUGAGUGAAUUCGGAUCACUAGCGCCUGUGAUGACACUAAAGAAGUUGCUGAUUUUAGGGAGGAGGAGUACAUGCAAGCGUUAUCCCCCCCCUUCCCCCCAGGACCUGAAACCGUCUUGUCCUCCCAGGGCAAUAUGUAGUUGCCUCAAUUGACCCUACUGAAUGACCUUUCCGGCGAUUUUGAUCCCUUGGACUUGAGUCUGCAAGAUGCAUAAGGAAACAUAUCCACAUUCACAGGCAAACUGAAGGCAUCUAAGGGGAUGUAGGGCAUCGUGUGGACGAUAUAGAUUUGAGCCUGACACGUGACAGCUUGACCCUUCUUUUCAGCGGUGUCUGCCGUGUGUCUCCCAGCAGGGCGGACACAGGGACGGUGAGUUUCACGUGAAUUAGUUUAUGGUGGGAGCGGACUUGCGAUGCAUCUACGCACCCCCUUCUCCCACCUGGGCCCGGUGUCAUGGCAGCGCCAAAAAGCUGGGGGCGAGAGAGGGAACAGAUGACUAGCGCGGCGUGAACCCGUACCUAGGGGUGCCGCCACUCCCUGGUCUGCGCAUAAAUGACCGGGAUUUCGCACAGCAAGAAGGGGGCCGACUCGGACGUUAAUCUCACAUAUAUGGCGGGAUAGUAGCAGAUUUUGCCUCUCGGCCUUUGCCUGUCACCUCGUAGCAUGGAAAACGACUGAUAGGCCCGCGGCACUCUGGAUCUGUCCACCAAAUGGACAAAAUUGAAAAGACUGAUCAAGAUUAUCGAACCCUUUCUAACGAGAUGCAUGGUUACUUCCCCAUAACGAAAACUAAUGGGGCAGACGAUCGCGAAAAAGUUCCCUAUUAUGUCGUCGUUUUUCAGGAAGGACAGCAAGUCAAACAUGCCCAAGUGGCAGUUGUACCGUUCAAAGACCUUGUGGUAGGCACAUCACGCACUUAUAAAUUCUACGAAAGUCGUUCAAGGGAUGAGUGGCCUAAGCAUUUUAACUCAUGUCGCGUUUAUGAAUCUACAUGUACUCCUGGAAGGGUCAGUCUACGAUGACUCUUCUUCAUCGUGGCUUUUUGGGAUUCUCACUGAUGUGAGGUCCGCAUUGUCUUUACCGUAGUCUAGUUUACGUGGUCAGAUCAGCUCAUGUGUGGCGGGUGUCGAUGGACUGAUAAGCCUUGUUAGUCAUUGCGCUAUCUGGUCGUCGCAACAUUGUCUUGCCGUAGGUGCAAAGUUGGUAGGGGAGGAGCGCACAAGUCUAAUUCACAAGCAGGUCACCGAUGCUGAGCCUACUCCGUGAGCCAAGCCCUGGACGUCGCCGCUUACGACGGCAAGGCUGUCUCUUCUGAGUGCAAGUGCAUCAGACGAACAUAAAGGCAUGUGACAACCAGGUCAUUUGGGAAGUUUUUUGUGUGGCUGCUCAGGCCAAGAAGCAAAAUCCCCAUGCUUCUUUAAUGGGGCACCCGUUAGGUAUUGAAAACAGAUCCAACCCUCAUUCCGGAGCCCGUACCCGAUCUUGCGCACUGUCUCCAGUUUCGGCAUCUUUACUCAGCCAGUCACUGUAUUUAUCACAGCACCCAUCAGAGACUUCUCUUCCGUGUCCCUAACGGUGUUGCGCGUUAGAACGUCGACCAACCACACAUUCAGAUCAGAUUUAUUGAGGGAAAGGUAGGCGAGCGCCCUUGAACUCCCUUUUGGUUACAAUAACAUCAUAAAAAACAAUGUGUAAGGCAAGUGUCGAAGAAAAUUAGGUAGUGAAUCACAUAUAACAAGCUUUGGUUACUGGUAUAAAUUAGUCUGUGAAUGCCUUCCAUGUCAAAAUUAUACAAUAGCCAGUACGCGGUACUGUAUGAACCAGGUAAUAUCGAAGCAAACGUAUAUGCUUCGGUCAGGAGAUAACGAAAAGUUUAGGACGUAGCAUGCUUUGUGACGUACAACUUUGGGGGCGGAUGGCACAGGGGAAAAUUUGUCAGUUUCUGAUUCCGUGGAGAUACAUAUCCCUGUACUGGUCAAGCUUCCUCUUAAAUGUGUCCACGGAUGAGGACAUGACGACGUCCACAGGCAGGGCAUUCCAUUCUGUGGCUGAAGAAGGACUUCCUUGCGCCCCGUCUCGCCCCUGUCACACGUAGUUUCAGAGGAUGUCCUCUCAAGCUAGUAGUGGUGGCCAGCUCAAAGAAGUCGCCGGAUGCGAGGCAGCAAUCCUGACCCCGUAGCAUUCGAAACGUUUGAAUUAAGUCGCCACACAGUUGUCUGUAGUUUAGGGGAAAGAGGUCAAGAUUGGGCAGUCUAGUUUUGUAGGGUAGGUUUGUAUCACUUCUGACAAGCUUGGUUGUCCGUCGUUGGACGUUUUCGAGGGUGGUUCGAUCUUUGACAGACCAGGGUCUCCAGGCCUGAAUGGCAAAUUCUAACUGUGGACGCACAAACAUCCCGACGACUUUGCGAAAUCACACUUCGUCGAACUUCUCAAAUGCCCGCUUAAUGAGAUAUAAGCUGGACAUUGCGUAUUUCACUGCUUACAAACAGUGGAACGAUGGCUUUAAUGAAGAUGUUAUCCACACACCUAGAUCCUUCUGAACCUCUACCACUGGCAGCGGUGUGUGAUUUAGAUAGCACGUCUUCCGAUGCGCAGAGCUGGUUCUGCCAAUUCUUAGAAUGUCGCAUUUGGUAACAUGAAAUGGGAGGAGCCAGUGGCCUAACCAUUGUUCGAGUCGGUCCAAGUUUGCCUGUAGAUUUGCUUCAUCGUCCUCGUUGCGGGUGACGGUCCGAAGCUUUAUAUCGUCAGCAAACAUGACAGUGCCGCAGUUCAACCCAUGGAUGCAGUCAUCAAUAUAGAUGAGGAGGAGGAUAGGGCCAAGAACGGGGCUCUGAGGUACUCCGCUCGCAACCAUCACCUCUGCCGAUUGCUGGCCACCAAGACGGACAGUCUGAGACCUUAG